Molecule: messenger RNA, 2284 nt
Organism: Melanotaenia boesemani (Boeseman's rainbowfish)
Lineage: Eukaryota; Metazoa; Chordata; Actinopteri; Atheriniformes; Melanotaeniidae
Gene: yy1b
Product: YY1 transcription factor b
Exons: 5
Coding region: 162-1265 (367 amino acids)
Biological process (GO): regulation of transcription by RNA polymerase II
Cellular component (GO): PcG protein complex; transcription regulator complex
Molecular function (GO): RNA polymerase II cis-regulatory region sequence-specific DNA binding; DNA-binding transcription factor activity, RNA polymerase II-specific
Source: RefSeq, a predicted model, not a curated record
UGGCGUGGGACGGAGUGAGGAGUUGUUAUCGAGGAAGAGGGUGAAGAGACAGAGGCAGGAGCAGAGCAGGGGGUGUGUGUGGGUGAGUGAGUGUGUUUGUGAGAUCUAAAAAAGGAGCACAACACGGCGUGAAUGAGAGAGGCAAACUGGCGGAUUUCAAUAUGGCAUCCGGAGAUACGCUGUACAUUGAGACAGACGGCUCGGAGAUGCCGGCCGAGAUCGUGGAGCUCCACGAGAUAGAGGUGGAGACGAUACCGGUAGAGACUAUCGAGACCACUGUGGUCGGCGGGGAUGACGAUGACGACGGGCAGCCCAUGAUCGCGCUCCAGCCGCUUGUCACGGACGACCCCAACUCGAUCCACCACCACCAGGAGGUGAUACUGGUGCAGACUCGGGAAGAAGUAGUCGGUGGGGAUGACUCGGACCUGCAUACGGACGGUGGUGGCGGAUUCGAGGACCAGAUCCUCAUCCCGGUACCUGCUCCGGGGGUUGAGGACGAGUACAUUGAGCAGACUUUAGUGACUGUAGCCGGGAAGAGCUCUGUUGGUCGGAUGAAACGGGGAGGCGGCACCGGUGGAAAGAAAGCGGGCAAAAAGAGCUAUUUAAGUGGCACCGAGGCUGGUGGAAGAAAAUGGGAACAGAAGCAGGUGCAAAUAAAGACACUGGAGGGGGAAUUUUCUGUUACAAUGUGGGCAUCGGAUGACAAUAAAGACAUUGACCAUGAGUCGGUGGUGGAGGAGCAGAUUGUGGGGGAGAACUCCCCUCCGGAUUACUCCGAGUACAUGACGGGGAAGAAGCUGCCCCCUGGUGGCAUCCCAGGGAUCGACCUGUCAGACCCCAAACAGCUGGCUGAGUUUGCCAGAAUGAAGCCCAGGAAGGUCAAAGAGGACGACGCUCCCCGGACGAUAGCUUGCCCUCAUAAAGGCUGCACAAAGAUGUUCAGGGAUAACUCGGCCAUGAGGAAGCAUCUUCACACUCACGGACCCCGUGUGCAUGUCUGCGCGGAGUGCGGCAAGGCUUUUGUUGAGAGCUCCAAGCUUAAACGGCACCAACUCGUUCACACAGGGGAGAAACCGUUCCAGUGUACUUUCGAAGGCUGCGGGAAAAGGUUUUCUCUGGACUUCAACCUGCGCACACAUGUGCGGAUCCACACUGGAGACCGGCCUUACGUCUGCCCUUUCGACGGCUGCAAUAAGAAAUUCGCCCAGUCGACCAACUUAAAGUCUCACAUUCUCACACACGCCAAAGCUAAAAAUAACCAAUGAGAGCCCCUCCAUCAGCAUCCAGCCACAAAGACGAAAAACGGAGCGUUGUGGCGGCACAUGCAAAACCUCUUGUGAAGAUGGAAUAUAUAUAUAUAUAUAUAUAUAUAAUCUGACAGAUUAAAAGACAAAACACUGCGAAUCAGCUGGUUUUCCUGAGCCCCCGUUUCUUCUGCUGUCAUUGGAUGAGGAACACAGUGAAUACUCCCCAAAGCCAAGGCCAACAUAAGUCCCUGUUUCUCCAGUGGCACUCAGCUGCCAGAAGAUGGAACCCAUGGACAAACAUCAGAGACUUAUUUUUACCAGAGAAGCAGCAGUUUAUUAGUGUUUUUUUAUUUUGUUGCAUUGCUUUUAUUUCCCUCCAAGUGUGCAUAUUGUACACUUGCCUCAGGCUGUGUUUAUUAGUAAAAUAGUAAUUUCCUUUCACCCAGCAUUAUAAAGUCAUACUGAUAUAGAAAAAAAUGGCCUCAGCCUUGUUUAACCUGGUUCACACUUAUGAACAUUUGUAUGUUUGCAUUUCCACACCUUUGGUUGUAUUUUUCUCUAACCACAAAAUAACCUUGUAUACCUGUAUUGUAUGGCUGUAUUAAAAUGAAGUAGAUAUAGAUUGAGGUGUGAUUUAAAGUGUUAAGCAAUUAAAUUAGUUGCUUUAUAUUUUUUGUUAACUGUCUUUACACAGAUGAAUGAGUAAUAUAAAUGUACUCGAAGCCUGUCACAGUGUGUGAAGCUUACAUCGAACUGACUGCGAGACCAUCACCUCUUUGUUUAGAAUGUAAUGUACAGACGUCAACCAUUAACUUCCUUUGUUGAUAUUUACACCAUGUAUCUCAGCUGCCCACAAUAAAAUGGGUCAUUCCAACUCUGUUGAACGGCAUAAUAAGGUUUAAGUGUAUCAUUUUUUGUCUUUUUGACAAGAACAUCUUACUUGUAAGUUGCUUAAAUUGCACACUGUAGUAGUUGUGAGUGUGGACCAGCUGUUUUUUUGUUACUGCUUUCUUUUUUAUUUAAAGCACUAAAACAGG